CAUGCUGACUUUCAGGAGCAGAAUAGAAACCGAAAGGGAACAAGCUAAUAGCAAGAAGAAGUAACCUAAUCAAACAAGGAAACAAAAUAAAGACAUGCCAGCAUUGGACAAAAUCUUGCAAAUAACUCGGCUGUGUACAUUUUUGUAUUAGUUCCAUGAAUGUUGGAGUAUCAGGAAACGAAGAAAAAGAAGACGUAUUUGUAAUAAAUCUUCACAGUGUUUGCAGUCAGAAUUCGAUUAGGAGAUAUUUAGAGCACUUUAUUCUGGCCUUUGCAUUCCUGAACUUCUGAUAAGGCCCUGGCCAUUUCCAAAGAGUUUAAGCCAUUACCAUGAGGCAGCCCUAAAGAAGAUCUUAUUCCAGAAAUCCCAAUGGACACAGAAACAGGCCUCAGCUUGAGUUUUAGAUAAUAUCAGUGAUUUCAACACUAUGGCGGCAACAAAUUCAACAGGGUCUGAGACAAGUAAUUCUGCAACUAAGCAUUAUCAAUGGCAAAUUAAAGAUGGACGGCAGUGGCUGAAUAUAUCACAUGACUCCGUAAUAGAGGUCCAUUACUCAAAGCCCAGUGCCAAAGGAAUCAAACUAUUCACUCAGAACUAUGGGAAUAUAUUCCUUGAUUUUGAUAAAAUGGCCAUCAAGUCUUUGAAGUUAAAACUUCGCAGAAAUACUUCUCUGCCUCCUGGUCAAAAGGAGCAAUAUCUCUGGUAUUUUUUUGACAACAAAUGCUGGUAUGAAUAUGGCUCUCAGGGCACUGCAAAUGCAAAUGCUUCAAUGGGAAGUCCUCAGAUUGAACAGCAGUAUCAGACUAAUCCUCAAGGAACUUGUCAAUUUACAGUUGGGCAAACCUCCUACAUUUUAGACUUCAGAGCGAUGAUUCAGACAAAUAGUGCUACUGGUAUGAGAAGAUGUGUGAAACGGAGACCAAAACUGAACUCUGUUCAUCCAGUAAAUGAAAGCAGGCCAUUCACCCCUGCCACAACAGUGAGCCAGACUGACCGUCAAUGGACUUGGCAGUUCCUAGGAGAAGAAGGUGUUUGGACAGAGUAUGUUAAAAAUAAUGGUCUAGGCAUGCAGUGUUCUGUUGCAAGUGAUGACAUCGAAAGAUCAUAUAAUGCAAACCCUCAGGGAUCCAUAUCAUUUACUGCAGGGAGAUUUACAUAUUCUCUCAGCUUUGCAGGAAUGUUUCAAGUUAACAACUAUACUAACACCAGGAGACCUGUCAAACGAAUAGCAAAUGCAAGCCAAGGGACUACAGUGUCAUCCACUCCUGCAACAGUUGCGAGCAGCAGUUCCAGUGGAUGGACUUGGCAGUUCCUAUCAGAUGAAGGUAUUUGGAUGGAAUAUGCGAGAAAUAAUGGGUUAGGCAUAAACUGUUCUGUCAACAGUGAUGAUAUUGAGAGAUUGUAUAAUGUCAGCCCCAGAGGAAUCACACAGUUUACUGCAGGCAGUUUUACCUAUACACUCAACUUUGCAGAAAUGGUUCAGGUUAACAACAGAACUAAAACCAAGAGACGUGUCCAGCGCUUACCAAAUACAAACCAAGGAGCUACUGGAUCAUCUGUCCCUUCCACGUCUACAAGCACUAUAACUGAUAGUUGGAUGUGGCAGUUCUUAGGAGAUGAAGGCGUAUGGACAGAUUACUGUAGAAAUACUAUAUAUGGUAAAAGGUCCUCUGUUGAUACGAAUGAUAUUCAAAAGGCAUAUCAGCAGAACCCUCAAGGAGUUAUACAGUUUACUGUGGGAAAAUUUAGCUACACACUGUCUUUUGCAGAAAUGGUUCAAAUAAAUGAUCAGACUCAGACGAAAAGGAUGGUCAGACGAAUAUCCUCCACUACUCCUAACAGGACAGCUAAUUUAUACCUGAAUGACUCUGUCUCAGUUGAUGACGAUGACAUUUUUGGUUGGAAUGACUAAGGAAUAUAGGAAGAUAACUGCAGCAUGCAGUUUGUGUGGCCUUCCAUCCAUACACAGUAACAGAUUACCACUGCCUUUCGUGGAAGCAUCCUGUAUGCCAAUAAAUGACAAGCUACCUCUUUACUUUCUGCAUGAGAAAGUGUGCCUUAAACAAAACCCUCCAUUGGCUGAGGAAUAGUAUAAAUGUCUGUAGGUAUGGGGCAUUACUGUGACUGCAAAUGUGAACUGCUUGUAAAAUCAAUAUUAACAUAUGGGUCAUUGCAGUAUGCAAAUGCAGUGAUUAUAUGUAAGUGCAUAACAGAAAUGCUAAAUACACAGUUAUACCCAAUUUAGUUUA
This is a messenger RNA of Protopterus annectens (West African lungfish), 2249 nucleotides long. RefSeq lists its product as uncharacterized. The record is from RefSeq and is a predicted model, not a curated record. Lineage: Eukaryota; Metazoa; Chordata; Ceratodontiformes; Protopteridae. The transcript is spliced from 17 exons. The coding region runs from base 428 to 1912 and encodes 494 amino acids. Gene Ontology annotation, molecular function: zinc ion binding.